AUGCACGGUCGGUGGGUACUGGUCGCGAGCUUGCUGGGGGUCUCUCAAGCCUUCAUGGCGUCACCACUGGUGGAGACAGUCAAGCCAAGAAGGUCGUCCUGCUUCCUCCAGCCCCAUGCCCCUGCUCUGAGAGGUGCUCCGAGGAGAAGCAGCCGCACUAUGAUGGCACAGGCCGAUGCAACUGAAAGCCAAACCUACAAGUUCAUUCGAAACUCGGCAGCACGAACCGCUUUCAUCCUUAACAACUGGAAGGCUUACGCUGAGAACUCGAGGGCUCUUGGUUGGACAUCGUCGUCGACAGAAGCUAUGAUUAAACUGCAGAGAGAAAGUGCGACAGCUGACGUUAUGAAAGCUAUGGUUCCGAUGAUCAUGCAGAAAGCAGCUGCAGAUAAGGCUGCCGAAGAGAAUGGAUCGAUGCCUGCCAGCAUCCCGCAAAACAUCGCCAAGUUGAACGUCAUCGCUGCCGUGAGCGUGGGGGCAGGUUCUUCGGCAGCCGUCUACACCAAGGGAGAGGGUUUCUACACCGUCGAGUACAUCGUGGCAAACACGCAGAUGACAGGACAGUUCGAGUCGCAGGUUGCACUGCUCAACGAGGUAGCGCGAGAGGCGAAGGAGGAGGGGGUGAAAGAGAUCAGGUUGGCCUGCAAUUCACUUCCUCCAUCCUCAGGGAGCCUCACGUCCUUAGAUUGCCUAUACGGCUCUCUCGAUACUUUUGGCUUCAAAGAGUCUGAGGCUGGAGUCCCAUGGUAUGUGAGACGUGUGAGCGAAUGA
Molecule: messenger RNA, 771 nt
Organism: Guillardia theta CCMP2712
Lineage: Eukaryota; Cryptophyceae; Pyrenomonadales; Geminigeraceae
Exons: 2
Coding region: 1-771 (256 amino acids)
Source: RefSeq, a predicted model, not a curated record